Molecule: messenger RNA, 2566 nt
Organism: Diuraphis noxia (Russian wheat aphid)
Lineage: Eukaryota; Metazoa; Arthropoda; Insecta; Hemiptera; Aphididae
Product: saccharopine dehydrogenase-like oxidoreductase
Biological process (GO): glycolipid biosynthetic process
Cellular component (GO): lipid droplet; plasma membrane; mitochondrion
Source: RefSeq, a predicted model, not a curated record
UGGUACGGGGUAACCCCGAAAAAUGUUUUUUCACUACUACGCUUGUCCAAACUUAAACUCAAUCGGUUUAUGCUCAAUUGUCUGUGUAAAUAAAUAUUAACUUUUUAUCAUUUCGCCUCCCUCUAUAGCCAAGGUCUGGAGGCACCCCUGUAUGUAAUUGUAAUUAAUUGAUUCUUUUAAGUUAUAAYAUGUACAAUUUGUUAAAUUUAUUAAAUAGAUGUUCAAAUACGGCCCUAGUACAACUAUGGCCCAUACUCCAUAGACAUUUUAUAUUUGGGUAAGAUUUCUUUUGUAAACAGUGCAAUAAUAUUGUGGACUUUGUAGUUACUAAUUUCGCAUGUCCAAUAACCACUGACUGUUGAAAUGUUGAAUGCUGAAAUGAUUAUCAUUGUAAUCUUCGUAUUAUCAUUAACAGUUUUUAAUAACAGAAUAUAUGCUAUAUAGUAUAUACCUAGUAAUUAUUAUCAUUAUUAUAUUAUGCCGUAUUAUUGGUGUUGUUGAGCGGGAAGGGGAACGCCGACUAGCGUCAUCGCCGUCAAGCACACGGCGGUACGGCACAAUCGGCAGUUCGGCACAUCGCACACGCGCAGUACUCACUAGUUCACUACUUAACAAUAACUUGUCGUUUUUCAAUAUCAUUUUUUUAAAAUUUUUCAACGUGCCACUUUCCGGCGAGCCUAUUUUGAUUCCGACCGGGCUCCUUUGAAGUCUGGGAUCGACACUGGCGGUGAUUCUGUGGUUGUCGUUUUUAAAACUCACCGGUGUCAACCUCACCUACUUACAUUAUUCGAGCAUUGGACUAAGUUGCAAAAAUGGAAGAUAAAAUACUUGACCGGGAAACCACUGCUGAACACAAUCCAGCCAAUGAACAAAUCACUAAUAUAAAAUCUAAGCGCAAAUAUGAUAUAAUCGUUUUUGGUGCUUCAGGAUUCACUGGGCAAUUUGUUGUUAUGGAAAUGGGUCGCUUUUCUCAACUAUACAAUCUAACUUGGGCUAUUGCUGGACGUAAUGCUGACAAAUUACAAAACAUAUUGGAUAAAUUGUAUAAUACUAUUGAUGGUUAUGAAGAUAAAAAAAUUGAUAUUAUUAAUGCUGAUGUACAAGAUAUUAAAACUGUUAUGAGAAUGGCUCAAUCAACUUCUGUAGUUAUAAAUUGUACUGGACCAUACUAUAUAUAUGGAGAAGUUGUAGUAAAAUCUUGUGUUUUGACAUCUACUCAUUAUGUAGAUGUAACUGGUGAAUCAUUAUUUAUGGAGAAAAUGGCAUAUAUGUAUAAUAGUCAAGCUGAAAAAAAUAAUUCAAUAAUUGUUAGUGCACUUGGUAUGGAAAGUGUACCUGCGGAUCUUGGCGUAGAAUUUUUAUACAAAAAUUUUAGUGGUGAAUUGGAGACUGUUGACAUGUACAUGAAACUUUAUAGCAGUUCAUAUAUAUUAACUAACAGUGCAUUCAUACAUGACGGUACUUGGAUUAGUGCUAUAUUGCAUUUGGCUACCAAAAAACAACGCAUAUACUAUCGAAAUCUGUUAGAUGAGUUGAUGGGAAUAACUAGAGUAAAACCAAAUGUUUCCAAGAUAUUACAUAGACAACAAAUCAGCAUGCAAGGUGACACUAAAGAAUGGUGUUUGGCUUUUCCAGAACCAGAUCAAGCUGUUGUUGCUAGAUCAAUUCAUCAUGCUAAAACUAUAGAAAAAUUACCUUAUAAUUUCACUGUUCGAAACUAUAUGGUUUUUGGUAGUUUGAUAUCAGCCAUUAUUGGUUUGUUCAUAUUUUUACUUCUGUCGAUCAUGGCUUCAUUUGAACCUAUCAGAAUUCUCCUUGUCCGGUUUCCAAAAUUGUUUUCGUUUGGGGUUGCAACAAAAACUGGUCCAAAUGAAAAAAUAUUAGAUAAUUCACGCAUGUCAUUAACUUUGAUUGGUUAUGGGAAAACACCUGACAAGCCUCCUACUGCUAUUCUUAACGAAAUAAAACCUAAUGACAAUGCUUCCACAAGAAAAAUUAUUAUUAAGGUUAAAGCUAAAAACCCAGGUUAUGGAUUCACUAGUAAAUCAGUUAUCUUAGGAGCAAUAACUAUAAUAAAAGAUCAAAUUAAUAUUCCAAAAGGAGGAGUUUUAACGCCAGCAGCUGCAUUUCGUAAUACUCAAUUUGUGAGUCGUUUAAUGGAUCAUGAUGCUGCUGUUUUUGAAAUUGAGUCAGACUUGGUUACCUACAGACAACACUCAAAAUUUAUUUAAAUUUAUUCUGUCAUGGUUCUCAUUAAUGGUGUUAAAAUUUACUUAUUUUCUUAUAUAUGAAUAUUUAUCUUUUAAGUAUUAAGUAACUAUUUUUUUAAAGAAGUUACUAUGAAUAAAAUUAGGCUUUAGUUAUGCUAUGUUARUGAUCAUAGUAUAUUUUAUAUUAUACAAAAACUGUUUAAAAGAUAACAUACAGUUAGUGCUCUAUUCAUGUAGGACUGUAUAAUUAUCAUAAUUGAUUGAUGUCUUGUUACAAAACUAUACAAACAAUAUACAAACUGCUUUACUAAUUGGUUAAAAUAUAUACACAUGUAAAAUUAAACUAUGUUUCCAUA